Messenger RNA from Aspergillus niger, 2007 nucleotides. RefSeq lists its product as uncharacterized. Lineage: Eukaryota; Fungi; Ascomycota; Eurotiomycetes; Eurotiales; Aspergillaceae. Gene Ontology annotation, biological process: amine metabolic process. Gene Ontology annotation, molecular function: copper ion binding; quinone binding; primary methylamine oxidase activity. The record is from RefSeq and is a predicted model, not a curated record. The transcript is spliced from 4 exons. The coding region runs from base 1 to 2007 and encodes 668 amino acids.
AUGGCAGCCCCAACGCACCCCUUCGACUCCAUUACCCCGGCGGAGAUCGUCCUGGCCACCAAGAUUAUGGCGGCGGCCUUCCCCGGGGUCCCUCUACGGUACAAGAAGAUUGAUAUCCAAGAACCCAUCAAGAGUGAAGUGGUUCCGUACAUUGAAGCGGAACGGCUAGGCAAGCCCCUGCCCGCAAAGCCCACUCGCUUGCUGCUGGUUCUUUUCCACCGCAUGGAUACCAUGGCCUUCGGCAAGGCAUUGUUGAAUGCCGACACCAGAUCAAUCGUUUCGGCCAAAGAAUUGCCCAAACACGUCCAGGGUCCUGGUGAUCCAGACGAACUGGGAGAAGUCGAGCAACUCUGUCUCUCCCAUCCGGCCGUGCAGGCAGAGGUGGCUAAACUGAACCUGCCUCCUGGUGUCACUGUCUGCAACGACCCUUGGAUCUAUGGCACCGAUGAUCCCAAUGAGACGCGUCGCUUGUUCCAGUGUUAUAUGUACAUCGUUGCGACAGACCAUCCCGAAAACAACCACUACUCUGUGCCUUGCAAGUUCUCCCCUGUCUUCGACGUACACAAGCGCGAGUUGGUUCGAAUGGAUUAUCUACCCGGUGGAGUUGAUACACAAACCACGGAAACCCAGCCCUGGAAGCCAGUUGAGACCAUCCAGUAUGCGCAUGACCUGCUGCAGGAACCCUUGCGCACUGACCUCAAGCCUUAUAUCGUCCAACAGCCUCAGGGUCCAUCUUUUAACGUCGACGACAAUGUGGUCUCGUGGCAGAAGUGGAGAUUUCGCGUUGGGUUCAAUAGCCGUGAGGGUCUCGUUAUUUACAAUCUCACUUAUGAUAAGCGGAAUGUCUUCUACAGAUUGUCCAUGUCGGAGAUGACCGUGCCGUAUGGCGAUCCCCGUGCACCCUAUCACCGCAAGCAGGCAUUCGAUGUGGGAGACGUAGGCUUCGGUGUCACAGCCAACCAGCUCUCCCUAGGCUGCGACUGUCUAGGUCACAUUAAGUACUUUGAUGGCUACCGCGCUGAUUCAAAGGGCAACCCUGUCUUGCUGAAGAAUGUCAUCUGCCUCCAUGAGCAGGAUAACGGUCUGCAGCACAAACAUACCAACUACCGCAACAAUGCCGCCACGGUCGUCCGUAACCGCCAACUAGUAGUGCAGAUGAUCUGCACCGUUGCCAACUACGAAUACAUCUUCGCUUUCAUCUUUGACCAGGCCGCCAACAUCGAGCUAGAAGUCAGAGCAACCGGUAUCCUUUCCACUGUGCCCUUUGACAACGAGAAGUACGGCACCACUGUUCCAUGGGGCACGAACGUCGGCCCUGGCGUCAUGGCGCCCUUCCAUCAGCACAUGUUCUCUUUCCGGAUGGAUCCUGCCUUGGACGGCUUCAACAAUACCGUCUACUACGAAGAUAGUGUGCCACUGCCUGAGGAUGAGAGCAACCCCUACCUAGUGGGAUACACAACCGAGCAGACAGUGCUCCGCACCAGCGGCACGGCAAACACCGAUAUCAGCCGCCACCGCGUGUUCAAAAUUCGCAACGAUGCCCACAUCAACCCCAUCACCUAUAAGCCCGUAGCGUACAAGCUUCAGACCUCGCCCAGUCAGAUGCUUCUAUCAAGCCCGAAGUCAUACGGCGCCAAGCGGGCCGGCUUCGCAACCAAGCCAAUCUGGAUCACGAAGUAUCGGGACGACGAGCUGUAUGCGGCGGGCGAAUUCACCAACCAGAGCCGGGAGAGCGAGGGCGUGGAGAAGUGGGUACAACGGAAAGAUCCUGUUGAGAAUGAGGAUAUUGUAUUGUGGCAUACCUUCGGCCUGACGCAUAACCCCCGCAUUGAAGAUUUUCCCGUCAUGCCCGUCGAGCGCGUCAGCGUCAUGCUCAAGCCCGAUGGAUUCUUCACCAAGAAUCCCGCACUGGACGUGCCGCCUUCGACGCAGUCGUUUAACAAGUCGACGUUGCACCCGGAGCCAGCCACGUGCUGUGCUCCUGCAGAGAGGACGGGGAAGUUGUGA